GCCUCACCAGGUAUAUCCGUAGAGCUGUAUAAGCAUACUGACAGCAGGUCAGAGAGGUCCUGGCCUUGCUACCUUGCACUGGAAGCAUCUCAGCAAGGUGAGAGGACACUAGGAUAGGAUUCAGUGGGCGGCUGGUUGGCUACAGGGGGGAGCUGAAAGAUUUCUUCUUGCAAGAAACUCCCAUCUGGUCAGAUGUUAUUGAGCAGGGAGUGGUAAGGAUCAAAUAUCUCAGCAUGUUGGAGGUCAGUGUCCCCUCCUCUUGUCAACGUGCCCACCUCCAUGAUGAGAAGGGAAGCACAUCUUCUUCCCACGUGACCCAGGCUUUCAGAAAGAAGAGACCCGUUGAGCAGCCUCACAGCAUCCUCCCGGCGCUGAAGAGACCACACCAUGUCCUGCCCCUUGGCUGGGAUCCUGCUCCUCGCCCUGCAGGUGGCUGCUUCCCAGGAGCAGCUGUGGCUGCAGCAAAACCCAGCAGAGAUCUGGAUGACCUCAGGACAGACUGUGCAGAUGGACUGCACUGUUUUGUAUGAAGACUAUCUUGUAUCCUGGUACAAAGAGCAUCAGGACGGCAGUCUGCAGUGCGUUGCCCAGACUGGUAAAUCUGUACCUGCAAAAGGAAGAUACUCAAGUAAAGUGAGCGGUGCAGGGAAAACAGUCUCUCUAGUCAUCAGGGAUCUGCAGGAGGAGGAUUCUGGGGUCUAUUACUGUGCCGUUGAUGCCUUUACAUAUGCUGGCUUUGGGAAUGGGACCAGGUUGAUCAUCUCUGAUGCCGCCCAACCCAGCCUUGCCAUCUUGGCACCUUCCCCCAAGGAGGAAGCUGAGCUCCCAGACCCCGUCCCCCUGCUCUGCCUGCUCUCCCCGCAGGCUCAGGGUUGGGGGACACCUCUCUGGGACCUUGGGGAGGGGUCUCCAGGACAGGCAGAUGCAGGAGCCCAGGAUGGGGAAGGUGCAUGGAGCAUGACAACAGUCCCCAAAGAGAAGUGGGACACGGGGACGUGCUGCACCUGCACCGCCAGACAGGAGGGAACAAGGAGAAACAUCAGUGCUGCCAUGCCUAAGGGCCUGGGCACCAUGUCGGAGGGUACGUGA
Messenger RNA from Alligator mississippiensis (American alligator), 1089 nucleotides. Its product is annotated as immunoglobulin lambda-1 light chain-like. The record is from RefSeq and is a predicted model, not a curated record. The transcript has 3 exons. NCBI's taxonomy places the organism in Eukaryota, Metazoa, Chordata, Crocodylia, Alligatoridae. Gene Ontology annotation, biological process: response to bacterium. The coding region runs from base 388 to 1089 and encodes 233 amino acids.